AACAAUUAUAACAGAGGCCCUGGCUUUACAGAUGAGGAACUUGGGCCACGUGAUUCACCCCAGGUCAUUUCUCCUGGAAGAGCAGGGCUACGUUUCCCAACCUGCAGGCCAGGCUUCAGUUCUCGGCCUAAUGACACUUCACGAGACAGGGGGGAUAUGGCUUUUCCUCUAUGGGGGCUCAGGGCUGGGGGGGCUCCUGCUCCUGGUUGUGGUCGUUCUGUCCGUCUGCCUGUGUCAGCUCCAGGGGAAAGUGAGGAGGCUGGAGAGGAGCUGGGCCCAGCUCUCGGAACAGGAGCCCCACUAUGCAACCCUGCUGAGGCUGCCAGUGCGGGAGCACCCUCCCCAAGGAAGGGAAGGCGACAAGGAGGACCUCAGUUCGGACUACGCCUGCAUUGCCAAGGACAAGCCCACCUGAGCCCCCCCAGCCGCCUCCCCUAACCUGAGCGGGUAGUCAGGGCUGCCCUAUGGUUCCCCCAGUAAAGACUAUUACCACCUUC
Phacochoerus africanus (Common warthog) is the source of this 497-nucleotide messenger RNA. RefSeq names its product leukocyte specific transcript 1 (gene LST1). Lineage: Eukaryota; Metazoa; Chordata; Mammalia; Artiodactyla; Suidae. The transcript is spliced from 4 exons. Gene Ontology annotation, cellular component: membrane. Bases 32 to 415 code for a protein of 127 amino acids. The record is from RefSeq and is a predicted model, not a curated record. Gene Ontology annotation, biological process: cell morphogenesis; immune response; dendrite development.